UACUUGACAGUUAAAUCAUCAAACUAGGUUUUCGGCCAAUUGUUUUCAUAAAAUAUUUGUAAACAAACAUUAUUAAACUUACUAUGGCUAUAUUUUUAAAAAUAAUUAUAAUGUUGUAUGUUUUAUGUUUCCUCAAUAUACGGGGAGAAAAAUGCAAUUUGAAUGUAAAAGUUGAACAGUCACUUAAAAAUAUAGGAUUUCAUAGAAUCCUUAACUACACUAUAUCUUUGCCAAGUGAAGAUGAAUUUUCAAAGUGGUUGUACGAUGACUGCUUGAUUGGGAUAGAACAAACGCUGCCAGCGGGAUUGUAUGCCAGUCCCGAUGAAGUUAAAGCACACAAGUGUAAAGAAUUGAUAUACACAUUCUUUAAGAGUCCAGUGAAUACUGAACUGUUUGCUGAGGACGCCAGCCCUGUGGUGAUGCAGCUGUUCGGUCACAUCACUGACAACAGGUCACACAUAAACAUACAUGUGCCCGUCCACGCCAGGUACCACCGAGCCAGGGCCGGGGGCAGAGCUGUAAAAAACGAUGUGGCGCAUCCAAAGUUGUAUUUAUACUGCCCAAAGAACAAGUUGGACGGGUGCGGGGACUUCUACAGUGAACUGUCGCAGGCUAACAGCUUCUGCCCGGACCACGUGUCACUGAGGGUGUGUCAUUGGAAACAGCUACCAGCUGAUGUUGUCUCAGAUCCACUCGAGUGGCAUGUAGCCGUCGGUAACUCUGAUCAUUACUAUAUAGUAACGUUCGGGACGGUGGUGGUGAUGUUAGCCGGGACGAUACACGUGCUGCAGACUGUACACAGAUACAAAAUACAGCUCGAGAGAAACAAAAAGCAAAGGAGGCGGACGUAAAAGAAAAUGGCAACUUUAACUACGAACUAGUCAUUACAAUAAAUUAUAUGAACCAUAA
Messenger RNA from Danaus plexippus (monarch butterfly), 909 nucleotides. RefSeq lists its product as uncharacterized. Gene Ontology annotation, cellular component: endoplasmic reticulum membrane. The transcript is spliced from 5 exons. NCBI's taxonomy places the organism in Eukaryota, Metazoa, Arthropoda, Insecta, Lepidoptera, Nymphalidae. The record is from RefSeq and is a predicted model, not a curated record. The coding region runs from base 84 to 851 and encodes 255 amino acids. Gene Ontology annotation, biological process: GPI anchor biosynthetic process.